Molecule: messenger RNA, 2763 nt
Organism: Dicentrarchus labrax (European seabass)
Lineage: Eukaryota; Metazoa; Chordata; Actinopteri; Moronidae
Gene: ulk3
Product: unc-51 like kinase 3
Exons: 17
Coding region: 169-1578 (469 amino acids)
Biological process (GO): protein autophosphorylation; peptidyl-serine phosphorylation; autophagy
Cellular component (GO): autophagosome; cytoplasm
Molecular function (GO): ATP binding; protein serine/threonine kinase activity
Source: RefSeq, a predicted model, not a curated record
ACCAACGCUAGGUGGCAGUCACAUAUUCUCUGAUACAUUGUAAUGUCACUGAUCACCGCAGUGCAACGUGCGACCACUAUGUAAACACUGACUAUUCAUCCAUGAGCUGAGGAUUUGGUAGCUAACAGCUCAGACCUGCUGAGGAAGUUUGAUGUUGCUGCCGUCAGCAUGGCUUCAACCUCCAGCUUUGCUCCACCAAAACUGUCUGACUUCAUCCUCACAGAGCGACUGGGAAGUGGUACCUAUGCUACAGUUUACAAAGCCUACAGAAAGGGGGACAGUCGAGAGGUGGUGGCAGUGAAGGUGGUUGGAAAGAAGACUCUAAACAGGGCAUCUACAGAAAACCUGCUCACAGAGAUUGAAAUCCUCAAGACUAUGCGUCACCCUCAUAUAGUCCAGCUAAAAGACUUUCAGUGGGAUGCUGAGAAUAUUUAUUUGAUCAUGGAGUGGUGUUCUGGUGGAGAUCUCUCCCGCUUCAUUCGCAGCCGCAGGAUUUUACCUGAGAGGGUGGCCCGGCGCUUCCUGCAGCAGAUGGCCUGUGCCCUCCAGUUUCUUCAUGAGCGAAACAUCUCACACCUGGACUUGAAACCUCAGAAUAUUCUGCUCAGCGGCUCUGUCCUCAAACUAGCAGAUUUUGGCUUUGCCCAGUACAUGUCACCAUGGGAUGAGCAGAGUGCCCUGCGAGGUUCUCCUCUUUACAUGGCUCCUGAGAUGGUGUGCCGCCGCCAGUAUGACUCCAGAGUAGAUCUCUGGUCAGUAGGAGUCAUUCUUUAUGAGGCACUAUUUGGGAGAGCACCAUUUGCAUCAAGGUCAUACACUGAAUUGGAGGAGAAGAUCCGGAGUAACCAACCUAUUGAGCUCCCUCCUGGGGCCAGGGUAUCCAAGGACUGCAGAGACCUUCUGUUGCGGCUGCUAGAGAGAAAUCCAGAUGCCCGGAUCACCUUUGCAGAGUUCUUCACCCACCCUUUUGUGGAUUUGGAGCACAUGCCGAGUGUAGAGAGCCUAGUGAAAGCGAAAGAGCUGGUCGUGCAGGCCGUUCAGAAGGACCAGGAAGGGGAAAGGUCCGCUGCUCUCUCUCUGUACUGCGGUGCCCUUGAGCACUUUGUCCCUGCUAUUCACUAUGAGACAGACCGUCAACGUAAAGACGCCCUCAGGCAGAAGGUCAGCCAGUAUGUGUCCAGAGCCGAGGAACUGAAAGCCCUGGUGGCCUCAGACAACAGACUGAGCUUUGAGGAGGCCCGGACCUCCAGGGAUAUCCUCCGAGAAAUGUCUCGAGACCAACCACGACUGCUGGCUGCUCUGCAGAUGGCCUCUACUGCCAUUGCUAAGGAGGAGAGUGGAUUGGAUGAUCAUGAGGUUCUGGAUGUGUACCAACAGUGCCUGGGAGAACUUCUGUUGGCGCUGGCAGCCGAGCCCCAGGGCCGCAGGAGAGAGCUGCUGCACAGCGAGAUUAAAAGCCUCAUGAGCAGAGCUGAAUACAUCAAAAAGAAUAUCAAGAUGCAGGAGACUCAGAGGGACGUGUCUCUGGAUCGAGAACCUCUUGCAGACUCUGUCAGAAGCUCUUGCUGUCUGCAGUAAGCUUGACGGCCACCGUGAGAACUGGCUGGGACGCCCCACAGAGCAUCAGACUGCCUGUCAGUGUUCAGGUUGGACGCGAAUGCCUUCACCUGACCAGGUUUCUGUCGCGGCCAAAUCAAACCUGCAUCACACCUCACUCUAACCAACUCAGAACGCUGUCCGGGUGGGAUAUUACAGUUGCCAGCCAAAUGUGGCCAAUGUUUGGGUUGUUGUUGGAAAGUUGAUGAAUUUGCAGGCUGAGGACUUGUGUUUAAUAUUUUUGAGGAAAAAAAAACUUUGGCUGGUAAAAGACUGAAAAUAGUUGUUGAAUUUUGGAUUUGCACACUAGUGAAUGUGAAAGUUAGUUCCCUGCUCCUUACACUGUGUUUUUGCACUGCUUAGACUGAAAUCCCUCCUCCUGACACACCAUUGAUAUGUAAAUGCCGGACAGCUUGUAUGACAAUGCCACACUGUCAUGGUAAACGAGUUAAACCGAGACUGUUGCAUGUAUUGUGCUGCCAAACAUUCAACAGUAUUUGCAACACACCAAAAAACUGGGAAACCUGAAAAUACAAUCAGAUGGGAGCUGUGAUGUUAAGAAGCAUCACAUCAGUUUGGAACUGUAGUAUUAAGCAUAUUAUAUCGAGGACUGUGCAAACAUGCACAUACUCCCCCCCCCUCCUCUCCACUGCCUUUACUGUGGGUCAACCACAGGCUCACCAUGCUCUCUCCGCUGAUGGAGCCCUCUCCACCACUAUGAGGGGAAAACUGGAGAGGUGCGGCCUCUGCCUUAUUUACACUAGACUUGCAUUUUCUUAGGUUUGGCACUGGCUGAGUAUUUGUGGGAUACAGUGAGUUGUGGCGCUGAAGCAAAGCCUUUAUAACUAGGCCUCUGUGAAACGGUAAAAAGCUUAAGAGUCGGUGGCAGGCCGAUAAUCCUCGCUGUUGUAGGUCUACACGGACUGUUUUGAUUCCAGACAGGUAAAGCACUUGAAUAUUCCAAAAGGGAGCUUUACUUUGUGAAUAUAAUUUCUGAAAAGACCUGAAGCAGGAAUCAAAGGAGAAAAAUAUAAAUAUGUCGGCUGGCAAGAUUUCCCCACUUCUGUGUUGUUUUAUCUUUUAUUUCAAUGUUUAUACAGCUGUGAUUUUAUAUAUUGUAUAUUUAUUAAAUGAAUUCAAUGGAAAAUAAAAUGGUAAUCACUGAAA